Centropristis striata (black sea bass) is the source of this 2283-nucleotide messenger RNA. RefSeq names its product shox homeobox 2 (gene shox2). Gene Ontology annotation, molecular function: sequence-specific double-stranded DNA binding; DNA-binding transcription factor activity, RNA polymerase II-specific. Gene Ontology annotation, biological process: regulation of transcription by RNA polymerase II. The transcript is spliced from 5 exons. The coding region runs from base 404 to 1309 and encodes 301 amino acids. Gene Ontology annotation, cellular component: nucleus. Lineage: Eukaryota; Metazoa; Chordata; Actinopteri; Perciformes; Serranidae. The record is from RefSeq and is a predicted model, not a curated record.
CUCUCUCUCUCUCUCUCUCUCCCAUAUCAGUGAAGGGGAAGGGGGGCUCAUCCCGGCAUCCUGAGGGGAGGUAAUUUGCACGGAUCAAGGGGGCAAGGCGCCGCAAAGUAUAAAUACUGUGACUUCAAUAGAGGAUCACCAGCAGGUUCCCAACUCCGCUACCAAAGGAGGGAGGAAUUGGCUGAGAAGAUAUAUUCUUUAUAUAUUUUUUACCUUCUUCCUGAGUUGGCAGCAUCAUCUCGUAUAGGCUAUCAUUUUCAAGGGGUCGGCUUUAAAACGAGCCACACCAUUGAUGUCUUAAGCUGUCGUGGAAGCACAAGGGAGAGUGUGUGAGUGAGUGUGUGUGGUGGUGGUGGUGGUGGUGGUGGUGAUUUUUUUUUUUAAGAGGGGAGAAGGCAGUGUGAUGGAAGAGCUCACCGCUUUCGUGUCUAAGUCUUUCGAUCAGAAAGUAAAGGAGAAGAAGGAAGUGAUAACCUACAGGGAGGUGUUGGAGACCGGGUCGACGCGAGCGGGGAGCAGGGAGUCUUUAACCGGAGAGCCGGGGAGCCGAGAGGACGCUGCAGCCGUCACCCGGAACGGAGCGCUCUCGCCGGGCAGGGAAACGGACAUGCUCGGCCCGGAGAGGAUCAGGGACGCCGGGAGCCCCAAACUAAUAGACGGCAACACGGACGUGAAGGAAAGGAAAGAGGACUCGAAGCCUUUAGAGGAUGAGGCACAGACUAAAAUCAAACAGAGGAGAAGUCGGACUAACUUCACAUUAGAGCAGCUCAACGAGCUGGAGCGUCUCUUCGACGAGACCCACUACCCGGACGCCUUCAUGCGGGAGGAGCUGAGCCAGCGGCUGGGACUGUCGGAGGCCCGAGUACAGGUUUGGUUCCAGAAUAGAAGAGCCAAAUGUAGAAAGCAGGAGAACCAGUUACAUAAAGGAGUUCUGAUUGGAGCAGCGAAUCAGUUUGAAGCUUGUCGUGUAGCGCCAUAUGUCAACGUGGGGGCUUUACGGAUGCCAUUCCAACAGGAUAGUCAUUGCAACGUGCCGCCCUUCUCCUUUCAGGUGCAGGCGCAACUGCAGCUGGACAGCGCCGUGGCCCACGCGCAGCACCACCUGCACUCUCACCUGGCGGCGCACGCGCCCUACAUGAUGUUCCCCGCGCCGCCGUUCGGCCUGCCGCUGGCGACGCUCGCGGCCGAGUCCGCCUCCGCCGCGUCGGUCGUGGCCGCCGCCGCCGCCGCCAAGAACACCAGCAAGAACUCCAGCAUCGCCGACCUGAGACUGAAGGCCAAAAAGCACACGGCCGCGCUGGGACUGUGACGCCAGGGAGACCUGGGGGCGCGAGGCGCGUACGCGCUAAAUGCCGCGUCCUCGCUACUGAGAGACACUGAACACAAAACCCAAGAGCAGAGCGAGAAGAAAAUAUCCAAGGACGAUAUUUAUGUUUUCUUUUUUUAAAAAUGAAGGACGACGAGUAUACGUUUAAAAAUAUAGGCUAUUUAUGAGACAAAUAAAAAAAAGACUGUGACGUGAUAUAGCCUACACAGAUGUGAUUUUUGGACGCGGAUGGACAGCGAGCAGGGGACACCCUGAAGGAGGACGCAGCAGCUGGGACGGUCGAUACUUUGUCAAACAAGGCGAACCAUUCUGCAGUUGUUCUGUUUUAAUAUUAUAUUAUUAUUGUUAUGAUUUCAUAUAGAGGCUGGCCUCGUUAUAAAAACACUUUCUCUGUAAAAGGACAGAGCAGGAAUUCUUUGAAGAAAAAAAAUAUUCUAAGUGUUUCUCUCCCUCUUCUGUUUCUUGUCCAAAAAAAAUCAAAAAUGCCCAAGCAAGUGUUUGCAUGAGUUUGUCUUCACGGAGGACGUGAUGUGAGCUCCACCUCUUCUUCCUCUCCCCCUCUCUCUCCCUCUUUCCUCUCCUCUCUGAGGAACUCUCACUUGAAUGUUUGGCCUAUAUUUGACCUUGUUUGGACCUCCUCUGGUGAAACUAUAGGCGACACACCACAAAUGUGAGAUUAUAAUAUAUGUGUAGGCUAUAUGCUGAACUUUUUUUGGUCAGGAUAGCCCGAUAGUGUCCAUAUAAGGUGGUGAUCUGUCCCCUUUUAAAGGAGCAUCAUGUCAUCUUAAACACGAGGACUGUAUGCGAACCGGUACGGGCACGUGUAAAAUAUGUUUAUACACAAGAAACAUGCAUUAUUUUUAUUAUUUAGUGGCUUUAUGAAUGCCUUGUGGGGAAUUUGUUCAUUUUUACUUUAUUUCUGUGUAUUAAAAAAAUCAUGUGCUUUCUGUACGUAA